UUUCCUACAGCUGGGUGCUACUUUUAGCUGGAGAGUUGAACCUUGCACCAAGUCAAUUGAAAAUUGCUUGUCCAGAUAUCACAUUCUCCAGUUCUUUGACUAGCCAAUGAUGUUGUCUCUUGUCAGAUUGAUUUUUUCCUGUGGGGGGCUAGCAUCUAAUAGUAUAGUUAAGAAAUGUCUAGGAGAACAAUCAAACCAGGGCACUCUCACUCUCUCUCUCUUACAAGGAAAUUGCACCAACCUCUACGUAAAUCGCAAUGCUUCCCUAAAAGUACAUAGAGACUUUUAGCACUGAGAUUUGUACCCAUGACAUCUGUGAAGAAGAUUUUUGCCUUGAUUACACUAGCUUUUAGACCUCUAUGCUAUGCUUUCACAUUUUGUCAAAAAAAAAAAAUUAGACACAAAUUUCUGUCUGCCUCCAUCUGAGGCCAAAUUAUGCAAACAAACAUAAAGUAUGUUCUUUAUGCAACUUCACCUGUUCUAGGACAUAACACACAUUUUGGCUGUGCCGAGUCACAAUGUGGUUCUGCAAUAAUCGCAAGUCAUUAUUCAUUGUCCAGGUUUGUCUUGAACCUCCAAACAAAGUUUGAAUGAAUUGCAAUUUAUUGCGUUCAUUGCUUGUGUUCAUGCCUAACCUAAGGCUCACUAUCAACCGGUCAGAACGGGUCGUUCGGCCUGCAGUUCGAAUUGAUUCCUAUCGAGAGGAGGCAUCAAUGUCCAUCAAGAUCAUGAAUCCGAACCCGAAGGCUCAAAGCCUCAAGGUAUCCAACAAAUACACCCAGGAAGACCCCUCGUUCCUGCAAGAAUUGGUCAAUCUACGCCACGGUUGCCAAUCCACUGACUUGCUGAUCAUUUGCCGGAGUGGAAAACGUGUGGCGGCUCACCAAAUCAUGGUCCAAUUUUGCUCUCCAUUCUUGAAGCAAUUAUUUUUAGAACAUGCUCAUUGUUCUCAGGUUGUGGUUCAAAUGCCACACCAGUCUCAGAGUACAGUGGAAUAUCUGAUGGAGUUUCUGUAUUCGGGGAUGGUCUUGGUCCCAAGCAUGACAGAAUAUGAUAAAUUAAACCAACUUUGCCGAGAUUGGCAAUAUGACUUUCCGGACAAAGAUCUUCGCCUGAUCAUGAUGGAAAAGUCAGACCUGAAUGUGGGGCUUCCGGAGAGGUUCGGCAAUGGUAGAUGCUGGGUCUGUGGAGGGGACUUGAAUAGCUUUGGAGGUUGUCCCAAUCAUUGGGGUUGGAAAGGCAGCGCCUUAGAGGAGGUGGUCCCGGUGUUGCCCAUCAAAAAAGGGAAAGAAUCAAGGUUUCAGACCUCUUUGAAGUGUCCCUCGUGUUUCACAGGAGUGAAUGGGGUGCAGGAAUUGCGAGCCCAUUUAUCUGGGGAGCAUUACCUGGAGUUUAUUGCUUGUGAGUUGGAUGCAAGUGACAAGUGCCCGGAGAAUUGUGGUUUCCGCGGGUCUUUAACCUCACUAAUACGACAUUACGGAUCAGUCCACCAAAAAGUGGACGUAUUUCUGUCUGAAGAAGAGUCGGCCGUGCUCAAAUGUCCUACUGCCAACAAUUCAAAGACCGGCCAGAGAAGCUUAGUUCGAGUUUUGUCUUGUUACAUUUGUGAACGAAAAAUGGGUUCAAGGUCCGCCUUGAUCAGCCAUCUGGUGAUUCAUUUCAAGUCAGAAAUAUGUUCCCGAUUCGGCCUCGUUUCCAAAGUGACGACCAAAUGUCCGAUGUGCUCCAAGAAUUUUGGUAACUUCCGCCACCUGAUUAAUCACCUGGGAGUCAAGCAUGGAAAAAUCCGCGACUUUGUUGACCAUCGUGUGUACCAGGAGAUAACUUUCAGAAACUGACUUCUUCUUAAUUUGAGCUUAUACCCUAUUGCUUAGUCGUUGUCUUAAUGCUAACGUUUGAUUUCGAGUUGUAUUAUCUCCCACAAAUACAAGUUUAACGUUACGAACAGAAAUUCGGACUGAUUAAUUUUCUCACCUUUUUCCGAGUUCUGUUUGGAGGAGUCGAUGCCUG
This is a messenger RNA of Tigriopus californicus, 2010 nucleotides long. RefSeq lists its product as uncharacterized. Bases 591 to 1838 code for a protein of 415 amino acids. NCBI's taxonomy places the organism in Eukaryota, Metazoa, Arthropoda, Copepoda, Harpacticoida, Harpacticidae. The record is from RefSeq and is a predicted model, not a curated record. The transcript has 2 exons. Gene Ontology annotation, molecular function: protein binding.